GGCUGCAGCUGCAGCACAGGUGCUAACAGAGUGACCCUGGUCGGAGGGAGCGCGUCCGUGGCGGCCCCCGGAGCGGCUGGACGCUUUGGGAUCGACGGAGGCAGCGGCUGGAGGGCAGCGGCGGCCAGCCCGGCCUUGGUCCCGGGUCUGGCUGAGCUUGGGGUCCCCGGACUCCGGGGCCUUAGGACGGAGCGUCUGGCAGCCCCGCGAACCCCCAGAGAUGCUGGAGGCCACACAGCUAGUCAGCUUCCAAGGCCAGAUUCGGACUCAGGAAGACGAGUCUUCCCGACCCCAGGCCCAGCGCUCUGUGCACUACCAAACUGCUCAUCUUGAAGGCAAUAGGGAAGCGGCUGAAGAGGAGACAGUGUGCAGAAGGAAGCGAGGUGUGUUUCCCUUCCUGGUGACUGUCAGAUAAAGAGCCAUGGCCUGCAUGGUUUGGGAUGCAAGGCUUCUCACCAAGCAGGAGACAAGUUGGAUUUUAAGCCAUUUAAGGCGCUGACUUUUUUUCACCCUCCCCCAGGAGGGUUUUGUGUUGAACCAGCUGAAAAGGUCGAUCCAGAAUGAACAGUCAGAGCUCGGAAGAGAAAGCGCAUGAAGCCCCCCAGCUGGCCUUAUUUCGAGGGGAGAAAUGUGGGAAGGUGUUGACACCUGAAGGAACAUCCACCUUCCUUCCCACACUCUGGGACUCGGCCCCCCACCUCGGCCCACAGGAUGCUCAGGAAGCCUGUUUGCACACUCCGGGGGCGGAUGAGGAAAGGAUUUCCUUAUCCAAUUCUUGUACCAAAGCGUUUGCAGGGGACGAGGACUUUUCUCAGGAGGCAUGGCCUUUGUCCGAAAGGUCAGGGAUGCGUGGUGAGGCCCCAGAGGGGUCCUGGGUGAGUGACAAGAUGGGUCUGCCAGAGCCAGAAUACCGGUAUAACAGUGCCCGGGCUCAGAGGGUCCAGCUCUCAGGGCCCAGAGAGUGGAGAUAUGACUGCGGAGAUGCUAACAGGACCCCGAGCCAUGCUGUGCUCGGCCUGGAAGAAGGGUGGGAAAUGAAGGGCACAGGCCGGGGCACUGUGGCAACGCCUGACGCCCUGGACGCAGCAGCUCCGCAGGGAAGCCUGCCCCACCCGGAGCUCCCGCACGGCCAAGCUAUGGCAGCCCCCGCCUGUUCUUCUGACAUGUGUGCAAGAGACAACUCGGCUGGCGAGGACUCUGGGAUCCCACUGGGGGCCGCUUCCCAGGAGCCUUGUGAGGGCUCCAACACCACGUAUCUGGUUAUAUCAGAGACGGCCAUGCAGAUAGAUGUCCCGGAAGAUGCCGAGAGCCAGCGCUCUGCAGAGAAGAUGCUCGGUGCUCUCGCCAAUGGCUUUCAGCAGGAAAUGACCGAAGUCCCCGGGCCACAUUUGGAAGGGGUUAACGGUUCAUGGACGUCUCUAACAGAAAAGGCUUUUGGCUCACGUGAAGACCAACCCAAUGGGGAGCCCCCUUUGCAGACUUUGUGUGCCCCAGCUGUGCCUCUGUCAGGGCACUGUCCAGAGGUUGACCGCCCUGUGGACAGGCCAUCUUUCAAUGACCCCGCAGAACAGCCGUGCCAGCCAGGAGACCGACUGAAUGAGACAGCCUCUCCUGAGGGCAGCCUGGGUGGCGGAAGCCAUCCUGGGGGAACCCCGCCGUCGGGAAGUCAUCCACAGAGCUGGGAAGUGGCCCCAUCUCCUGGGUCUCGGGGGCAGGGAGCAGAUGGUGUUUCCAGUCCCACUGAUGUUGAUUAUCGGCCACCAGCUAUCCCAGGGUGCUCCAAUGAGACUUUUUCUGUCUCGCUUCCCGAGAAAGCAAAGGAGAAACCUUCUGAAAAAGGAAAAAUCCCUCGAGAGCUGGCCAAGCACCCCAGCAGGAAAAUGCCCCCUAUCAAGGGGCUAAAGCCUGCCCUCGGCAAAGUCCUGGGAAAACCUGCACCCAAGCCAGGGAGCCCAGCAGGCAACAGCCUCCACAAGAUGGAGAAGAUCAGCUUUCCCAGGCCCAACUUCAAGAACGUGAAAGCCAAGGUAAUCUCUCGCGGGGCGCUGCGGCCCCGAGAGCCGGUGACUGCUGCUGCGGCCAGGCCCCUGCCGCCUCCAGGGCCCCUGCCGGGGGAGCCUUCCUUGAGCAGCGGGCCUGGCAGAGCCGAGUGCAAGGCCGGUGCCAAGGCAGAGGUCCUCCCAAGUAAGAGCCACAGGCCGCACCUCCUUAAGCUCAUUAGCAGCCAGGUCGUGCAUGUCACAACGCAUUCCAGAAACGCUUGCCGGGAGGCUCCCCGAGCAGCCCGGGAGCCGAGAGCAAACCAUGGAGGCGGCCCCCAAGCCAGUCUGUCCACGGCCGGGCACCUGCCAGGGUCUGCGGCUGGAGCCAUGGGGCCCCGCCGGGGCGCGGAUGCCCCAGGUGCACCCAUGAGAACAGCGGAAUCAGCUCUGCGAGAGCCUCGAGCUCCCGCCUCCGAUGGAGCUAGCACUGAGAGGCAGAAGAGCGCUGACGGAGGCACGCCCGUGCCCCUGGGCACCCAGGAAGCGCAGAGGGAGGUGGUGACUGCUCCGUCUGCCUGCGGUCCCACCCUGGCUUCCACACCGAAAUCGCCACCCGUGGCUGGCAGAAAUGGGUCUAAGCAUGACCCCUUGGGACUCAGUAAAAUCCCUGUUCCCAAGAUGAAAGUCUGGCCGUCAGUUUCCUGUCGGAGGCGAAGCACCGCCGAGUCCAGGACUUUCCACGCCGAGCGCGCUUUGUCCCCCCCGAGAGCCAGGCGCGUGUCCAGUUCUGGUGCGUCAAGGAAAAGCGUGUCCCCCAGCCUGGUUGCGGUGCUUAGCACAGUUGAAAAAGGUAAACAGAGGCACCCUCAGACACCGUGCAGCCAUCCCCAGUCUUCUCCAGAUGCUCUCUCUACUGAAAAAGCCCUGGGCUUGGCCUCCUAUAGAGCAAAAUGUGACCAGCAAGGCAAGGUCAUCCUGCACCUGGAGCAGCUCCUUGCGGGAGGGAACCGCAAGUUGGAGGCGCUAGCUGUGGUGGUCCAGCACCUGCUGUCCGAGAGGGAGGAGACUCUGAAACAGCACCAGGCCCUAUCUCAAGAGCUGGUCAGCCUUCGGGGAGAGCUGGUCACUGCUUCUGCUGCCUGCGAGAAGCUAGAGAAGGCCCGGAAUGAGCUGCAGGCCGCGUGCCAGGCCUUUGUGGACAAGCUGAACCAGCAGCACCAGGCAGAUCUGGCGGAGCUCGAGAGCCAGCUGAAGGCACACUACACGGGCGAGUGUGAGAAGCUGCAGAGCGCGUGUGUGCGGGAGGUCCAGAAGUACCAGGCCCAGCUGCAGAGUCAGGUUGAUGACUUAAAUGCUGCCCACGAAGCCUUCAAGUUAGAAGUCGAGUCCAGCCAUUCGGAGCAAGUCGAUUUGCUGAAGAAGGCUUACGAAGCCUCCCUCACAGAAAUCAAGGAGUGCCAUGACCUGGAGAAGACGUCCCUGGAGGAGCUGUUCUCUGAAAAGCGCGAGUCGCUGGAGAAAGAGAUCCACGAUCUGAAGGGUAAGAACGAUGCUCUGAAUGAAAGGCUCCAAUUGGAGGAGCAGAAAGCGGUUUCCAGAGAGAAGGCCAGCCAGAAGAACCCCCAGAUCAUGUAUCUGGAGCGAGAGCUGGAGAGCCUCAAGGCCGUGCUGGAGAUCAAGAAUGAGAAGCUCCACCAGCAGGACAUCAAGCUGCUCAAGAUGGAGAAGCUGGUGGACAACAACACAGCACUGGUGGACAAGCUGAAGAGGGUGCAGCAGGAGAAUGAGGAGCUGAAAGCACGAAUGGACAAGCACAUGGCCAUCUCCAGGCAACUCUCUUCGGAGCAAGCUGUCCUGCAAGAGUCCCUGGAGAAGGAGUCCAAGGUCAACAAGAGGCUGUCGAUGGAGAAUGAGGAGCUGCUGUGGAAGCUUCACAACGGGGACCUGUGCAGUCCCAAGAAGUCCCCCUCCUCCGCGGUGCUGCCUUUCUCCUCCCCGAGGAAUUCUGCCUCCUUCCCCAGCCCCACGGGCUCACCCAGAUGACCCUUCUGGAGCACGGGCUGACAGCUGCCUGAGAGCGCUUUCCAGUGGCCGGCCGGGGGACUGACCCUUCUAUCAAUCAUGGCCAGUGCAGGCCUGUGAGGGCACUUGGGUGGCAGCUGACUCGGCCCACUGGAGCCCAUGGACAGACAGGCAUGGUUCCUCGGGCAGCCUUGACUCCUGCCAGUCCUGCGAGGUUUCAGGAAUGCCACCUGCGCAGGCACGCAGGGAGAGACAUUGAUGCACAGAGCACUUGGCGAGCCAGAUGCAUCUUGCUCGCUGCCUUUCUCCCCCGCCUGGGGGGAACCAGCUCAGGGGCCUCUUCAUGUAGAGUAUAACCUUUCUCAUGUUCUUGUCACAGACACUUUUUCUGGGGCCACCUGUGGGCUUGUGGGACUGGGGUGGGCAUGGCUUGCUAGUGCCCCACCUUUGGCUCUGGAGGGGACGCAGAGAGCUGCAGGAUGAGCAGGGACACACAAGCGGCUGUGCCAGGGACAGCCUCCAGGACAUCUUGGCCAUGGACACCCUGGGGGAGGGGGGAGGAUGGGGACCCUGGCUCAACGCCUUGGGGCCUGCAUUCUGGGGAGGAUGGGCCCUUCAGAUGGAAAGACCAGCUCUGAGAACUGAAAUGAGGGCAAUGUUCUCUAGUUGUCAAUGACCUCCACCCUCCAGAUAACACAAGUCACUGGCUUCUGGUUCAUCUUUUUAGCUACGGACAGAGGUGGAACACUGUGUCUCCCUGGAUCCCCAGGAAUAAGGCCUCUUCCAAGGAAGGAAGAAGGGGCAGGGAUCCCCCUGGAGCCCCAACCUCCUCCUCAUUUUUAGCU
This is a messenger RNA of Phascolarctos cinereus (koala), 4849 nucleotides long. It is a transcript of the gene MTUS1, whose product is annotated as microtubule associated scaffold protein 1. Gene Ontology annotation, biological process: regulation of macrophage chemotaxis. Gene Ontology annotation, molecular function: microtubule binding. The record is from RefSeq and is a predicted model, not a curated record. Lineage: Eukaryota; Metazoa; Chordata; Mammalia; Diprotodontia; Phascolarctidae. Gene Ontology annotation, cellular component: nucleus; cytoplasm.